AUGGAGUUCGGCGACAGCUCUCUGACGAUCGCUAUCAACGCUUGCAUGUCGGCUGCAGCGUUUUUAAUUUGUUUGAAUAUUAUCCCGAAAUUUUCUGAUAUGUUCAUCAAGGCGAAUUUGUAUGGGAUUGAUCUGAACAAGCCAGUUCAGAACGAGAAGAAAAAAGUCCCAGAAGCAUUGGGUGUUGUGUGUGGUGCUGUGUUCCUGGCCACCAUGUUUCUCUUCAUGCCAAUUCCAUUUUACAAACAGCUGGCUGUAAACACUCCAGGCAAAUUUCCCCAUCAUGAGUAUAUCCACUACCUGGCGGCACUGUUGUCCAUUUGCUGCAUGGUGUUUCUGGGAUUUGCUGAUGAUGUUCUGGACCUGCGGUGGCGCCACAAGCUGCUGCUUCCAACCCUGGCUUCCUUACCUCUGCUCACUGUUUAUUUCAUCAACAUCAACUCUACAACUGUUAUCAUGCCGAAACAACUGCGCUGGCUCGUUGGUUUCGACUUAAACCUAGGACCACUCUACUAUCUGUACAUGGGGAUGUUGGCUGUCUUCUGCACCAAUGCUAUCAACAUUCACUCCGGAGUCAACGGUCUAGAAGUUGGACAGUCGUGUGUCAUCAGUCUUUCUGUUCUUAUCUUCAACUUCAUUGAGAUGCAAGGUGAGCAAAGGAUGGGACAUGUUUUCUCCGUCUACUUCAUGAUGCCAUUUCUGGCGGUCAGUUUGGCUCUUCUCAUACACAACUGGUACCCCUCCAGGGUGUUUGUUGGGGACACCUACUGCUAUUUCUCUGGCAUGACCUUUGCGGUUGUGGGAAUCCUGUCCCACUUCAGCAAGACCAUGUUGCUGUUCUUCAUCCCACAAGUCAUCAAUUUCAUCUACUCUGUCCCGCAGUUGUUCCAUUUUAUCCCGUGUCCCAGGCAUCGGCUACCUAGGCUAAAUGUGGAGUCAGGAAAACUGGACAUCAGCUGCACCACAUACAAGACCGGCAGUCUGUCUCCCAUUGGCCAAUUGUGCAUUCGUGUCUUUUCUUUAUUUCGUCUCAUCACAGUGCGGGCAGGAGUUGGAGAAAAUGGCAUGUACACACAGGUGAAUAACUUGACACUAAACAACUUUAUUCUGAGACUGUUUGGGCCCCUCCACGAGAGGACACUAGUUCUUAUAUUGCUGUUUAUACAGAUUGUCUGCAGCUGUCUGGCUUUCUCAAUACGAUAUCAACUUGCGAAAAUGUUCUAUGAAAGCUAG
Messenger RNA from Candidula unifasciata, 1233 nucleotides. The record is from the annotation of a GenBank genome assembly. NCBI's taxonomy places the organism in Eukaryota, Metazoa, Mollusca, Gastropoda, Stylommatophora, Geomitridae.